Messenger RNA from Pygocentrus nattereri (red-bellied piranha), 2361 nucleotides. RefSeq names its product orthopedia homeobox b (gene otpb). Gene Ontology annotation, biological process: neuron differentiation; regulation of DNA-templated transcription. Bases 83 to 1081 code for a protein of 332 amino acids. NCBI's taxonomy places the organism in Eukaryota, Metazoa, Chordata, Actinopteri, Characiformes, Serrasalmidae. Gene Ontology annotation, molecular function: DNA binding; DNA-binding transcription factor activity, RNA polymerase II-specific. The transcript has 3 exons. The record is from RefSeq and is a predicted model, not a curated record.
ACGGCGAAUUUUUCUUCAUUUGCCCACUAUAUGCUUUUUUAAAGGGAGUUAAAAGUUUUAGGGCUAGCAGGAGCGCUGCGCCAUGCUCUCUCACGCCGACCUCCUGGAUGCUCGCCUCGGUGAGUUAUCGCCACCCAACUCCGGUCUCCAGCUCCACUGGAUGAAGGAUGCGGCGGUCGAGCUGCUCGGCCACAGGGACGCUUUGAAGUGCCGCCUCGGCGGCGCGGACACCGGCCAUCCCGGAGACCUGAGCUCCGGCGCCGACGCGGUGGAAGGGACCACCCUGCUCCCCGGGGAAGACAUAAGCAAUGGCGGAUCGAACCCCAACGGCUUGCAGCAGGUCGGCGCCAAAGAGCAGGACAAACAGCAGCAGCAACAGCAGAGCUCGGCUCAGGCCGGAGGACAGCAGAGCCAGCAGAAACAGAAACGCCACAGGACCCGCUUUACUCCGGCGCAGCUUAACGAGCUGGAGCGGAGCUUUGCAAAAACCCACUACCCGGACAUCUUCAUGAGGGAGGAACUGGCGCUCAGGAUCGGAUUAACCGAGUCCCGCGUGCAGGUCUGGUUCCAGAACCGCCGCGCCAAAUGGAAGAAGCGCAAGAAGACCACCAACGUGUUUCGAGCGCCCGGCACGCUGUUGCCCACCCACAGCCUGCCCCAGUUCCCGUCCGCCGCGGCCGCCGCCGCUGCUAUGGGGGACGGCCUGUGCUCCUUCCACGCUAACGACACGCGUUGGGCGGCGGCCGGUAUGCCGGGGGUCUCCCAGCUGCAGCUGCCGCCAUCGCUGGGCCGCCAGCAAGCCAUGGCACAGUCGUUGUCGCAGUGCAGCCUGGGAGCCGGACCGCCCCCAAAUUCCAUGGGCCUUUCCAACAGCUUACAGUCCAACGGCUCCGGGCUGCAGUCGCACCUGUACCAGCCCACCUUCCCCGGCAUGGUGCCCGCCUCCCUCUCCGGUCCGACCAACGUGAGCGGCUCGCCCCAGCUGUGCAGCUCGCCGGACAGUGACGUGUGGAGAGGGACCAGUAUCGCCUCACUACGCCGCAAAGCGCUCGAGCACACGGUGUCCAUGAGCUUCACCUAACGGGACAAAAGUGAUAAAAGGAAAAAUGAUAAUUAAGAAAAAAAGAGUUCCUCGCAAAGAAAGAAAGAAAAAAGAAAAAGAGAGAAAGACCCCAACGAGUAGUAGAGAACAGUGGAGGAGCACUCAGGAGCGGAGGGGUGGGUUUUGGGGAGGGGGUAACUGUGGGCAAUUACAAUUGGCAGCCUUAAAGGGAGAACUGAGUGGAAAUUUCAGCAGAAUAGAGAACAAGUGUAACUUUAUUCAGCAGUGAGUUACCAGGCUGCCCUCACCUCUGGUAGCAGCGAACAUACAGUUAUCCGUCUGAAUUUAAGUCUACAUUUCAAGACAGUCAGGAUAGUUUACUUCUUAAAUUUAAGAAAGCAAACCUUUCAUACAUUUAUUUAUUUUUAAUUGCAGUGACCCCAGUUGGAAAAAGGCUGGAGGUUCAGGUACUCUGGGCCAUCAGGUGACCAGGGGACUCCUAUUUAUUCAAAUUGCAGCUCAUACAUUUCUGGUGCAUUCUUUCUAAAUGAGCAACAAUCACUUCUGUAAAUAGGCUAAUUUAUUUUAAUGGGAACGUAAAUGAAAGAAUGGCUUUAUUAUUCAGCCCUGAUGUCUCUUAUGGCCAAAUAACACAAUGUCCCUGUUGAGCAGAUGGCCUGCAGUACCUCCAUCCACCCUACCUUUAUUCAUGUCAGUUGUGUGUCUUGUCCUUAUUUAUUUAUUUAUUUAUUUAUUCAUUGAUUGUUUAUUUAUUUAUCAUGAUCAUGAUCAUCAUCAUCAUCAUUUAUUUAUUUAUUUACCCAUGAUUAUCUCUAUCCUUGCAACAGUCAACUUAUUUACAGCUAUUUCUGACCACUGAGCCUGAUAUCUGUCCAAGGCAGCCUCCUGUACUGCAUGCCAAGGUUGGUUUAAAGCAUGGGGCACAUGUGGGUUGGUUCUCCCGGUUUUUGUACAGGCAAAAAAAGUUGUAUUAUGAGCAAAUUCUCCACCAAAUCCGGUUCAGCUGCAUGUCCAUUGGCGAGGAACACCGAGGGGGAGUUUACAUAAAGCAAAAUGAACUUGAAUAGGAUGUUUGUGUAGAUAAAAGCAUUCUUGUUACCUGCUGGUCUGUUUGUGAUAUGUUUUGACUUCCUGUAUGUGCUUAUUACUGAGAUGUGUUUUUGGUUUUUGGGUUGGUUCAUUUGUUUUCAUUUUUUCUUAAGCGUUUAUCCUACCAAAUGCAACACACCUGGGCAGGUUUAUAUCGAUUUAUUGUAAAAAUGGGUGAAUAAAAUCAUUUUCAGUAACGUCCAACAUGA